This is a messenger RNA of Andrographis paniculata, 1694 nucleotides long. RefSeq names its product NAC domain-containing protein 73-like. The transcript has 3 exons. NCBI's taxonomy places the organism in Eukaryota, Viridiplantae, Streptophyta, Magnoliopsida, Lamiales, Acanthaceae. The record is from RefSeq and is a predicted model, not a curated record. Bases 424 to 1350 code for a protein of 308 amino acids. Gene Ontology annotation, molecular function: transcription cis-regulatory region binding; DNA-binding transcription factor activity. Gene Ontology annotation, cellular component: nucleus. Gene Ontology annotation, biological process: regulation of DNA-templated transcription.
GGUAGUGGUAGUGGUAGUACCAGUACAAGUGUGUAUAAAUAGACAUAAACAAAACCAAACUUGACGUCCAAGCAACCUAUUAGUUAAUCACCAUUGUUCCAUAUUCUUUUCUUUCUCUGAUCAGAUCAGAUAAUAUAAGAAUGAAAAACCCUGACCCUCUAGACUUUCUCUGAUCCUUCUUCCCUUCUUUGGCCCUGAGGGAGGGCUUUUCAAGGGAGACUCCUCCUCUGAUUUCUUCUUCUUGAUCUUAUUCUUGUUCUUGUUUGUCAAUUAAUUGACAUAAUAUCUGUCGCUGGUUGGCUGUUUCGAAUUGGAGAUCGAUCGACCAGGUUCAUAUAUCUAUCAGGUGGAGGAAAUUAAACCCUAUCUGGGGAGGGGAGGGGAGGGGAUGGGCAUGAUCAGAGCAAUAAUAAUUCUGAAAUCAUGACAUGGUCCAGUGACAAUGAUGAAGAAACAUCCCUCCAAAUUAUUCCCAACACUAACACUACUGAUGAUGCUGUAGUUGCUAAUUUAAAGGCUGACAAUCUUAGGACAAUAAUUUGCCCUUCCUGUGGCCACUCCUUUAAGCUCCAAGAUCAGAGUGGAGCAAUUCAAGAUUUGCCUGGAUUGCCUGCUGGGGUCAAAUUUGAUCCAUCUGAUCAAGAAAUUCUACAACACCUGGAUGCCAAAGUCCUGUCUGAUACAAGAAAACUCCAUCCUCUCAUCGACAAAUUCAUUCCCACAAUCGAAGGUGAAAAUGGGAUCUGCUACACUCAUCCCGAGAGGCUACCAGGAGUAAGUAAAGAUGGCCAAGUCCGGCAUUUCUUCCACCGGCCAUCGAAGGCCUACACGACGGGGACACGCAAGCGGAGAAAGGUCCACACCGACGCCGACGGCGGCGAAACCCGGUGGCACAAGACCGGAAAAACAAGGCCGGUUUCGACAGCAGCAGGCAGCGUCAAAGGUUACAAGAAAAUCCUUGUUCUCUACACAAACUACGGCCGGCAAAGGAAGCCGGAGAAGACGAAUUGGGUGAUGCACCAAUACCAUUUAGGGGACAACGAGGAGGAGAAGGAUGGAGAGCUCGUCGUAUCCAAAGUGUUCUACCAAACACAGCCCCGACAAUGUGGGAUCAAAGAGACUGUUGCAGCCGACAAAUCGACCCAUUUUGGGAAAAAUAAUAAUGCAGCACCUGGAUUUGUGGAGUAUUACAAUGAUCAGCCCUUUGUUUCUUCUUACAGCCACAGUAACAAUAAUAAUGCCAACAGAGACAGUCCACCGCAGGUUAUGAUUCAUCAGAAUUUGGUUGUCCAUGGCGAUGGAUCGUCCAGCUUUAUCCAUUUGCCUUCAAGUGCAAGAAAAGGGGAAUGAGGGAGACAUGGAGUUCAUCGAUCUUGUAAGAAUACUAUUAUUAGGGUAUAUAGUAAUAUAUAUAUAUAAUAUAUAGUAGUUAUGGGAUGUGGAAUUAAUCUUUAAUUUGCCUGAAAAAUAAAUUAAAGAUUGGGAAAGGGGAAUAAAUGGGAGCAUGAAACAGCUGCUGCUAAUGAGCAUAAGAGAUUUGAAGUUAUUGUUAGUGGUUAAUUAAAUAAGCUUCUUGAUCAUCUCUACACAAGAAUAUGUAUGUAUAGAUUUGUUUUGCUAGUGAUCUAGAAUUUGUAUUAAUUAUACAUCCUCAGGAAAUUUGUCAAAUUAUGUGUAUGUUAAUUAUCAAUUGU